Chaetomium fimeti is the source of this 1188-nucleotide messenger RNA. RefSeq names its product Zinc/iron permease. Gene Ontology annotation, biological process: zinc ion import across plasma membrane. The coding region runs from base 1 to 1188 and encodes 395 amino acids. NCBI's taxonomy places the organism in Eukaryota, Fungi, Ascomycota, Sordariomycetes, Sordariales, Chaetomiaceae. Gene Ontology annotation, molecular function: low-affinity zinc ion transmembrane transporter activity. The transcript has a single exon. The record is from RefSeq and is a predicted model, not a curated record. Gene Ontology annotation, cellular component: plasma membrane.
AUGCAUCGGCACAUUUACCGGCAGAUAUUGGUCGGCCGUGAGGAGGGCGAUGCUGCCGCGGUUGUGACUGAGUGUGAGAUUUCUCCCUCAAGCACGGAUCAUUGGGGCCUUCGGAUUGCGUCCAUUUUCGUCAUCCUCAUCGGCUCGGCGCUCGGCGCGCUUUUGCCUGUCUUCCUUGCAAGAACCUCCAAGUUCCGGGUGCCCAAGUUGUGUUUCUUCAUCGCCAAGUACUUCGGCACUGGUGUGAUUCUAGCAACGGCCUGGAUGCACCUUCUCUCCCCCGCGUCUGACAACCUCCGCGAUGAAUGUCUCGCAAACAUUCUGCCCGAUUACGAUUGGGCCAUGGCUAUCGGCUUGAUGACGGUCAUGGUCAUGUUUCUCUUGGAACUCAUCGUCUCGCGCUUCGACUUUGGCUUUGGCUCCGCCAACGGCCACGGGCACGGCCACACCAAUGAGAAGGGCCAAAAAGUUAAGGACUUAAGAAGCCAGGCUGCUAUGCGGCACUCCCAGGAUGUUGAGACCGCAGGCUCGAACAAGUCGGCCGAUGCUUCCUCGCCCGCUGGGAGCACUGUUGGGCCGGGCUUGUCUGACAAAAAUAGAAUCCCUGGCUUGCGCAACGACAUCAGCUAUCCGCCCGGCGGGGAGGACCACCUGGGCCACCAGCGAGACCAUGUCGAAGGCGACGAGCAUGCCAACUACGCCGCGCAGAUCACAGCGAUCUUCGUCCUCGAGUUCGGCGUCAUCUUUCACUCCAUCUUCAUUGGCCUCACUCUCGCCGUCACCGAUAACUUCAUCAUCCUCUUCGUUGUCCUGGUCUUCCACCAGACCUUUGAGGGACUCGGGCUCGGCGCGCGUCUCGGCAUGGCGACCUGGCCACCCGGCGCCCGUAGAUGGACUCCGUAUCUCCUCGGGCUGCUGUAUGCCGUCAGCACGCCGUUCGCCAUUGGGAUGGGGCUCAUCGCGAGCAAGUCGCUUGCUCUGGAAGCUGCUACAAGCAGGGUCGUCAACGGUGUCUUUGAUGCCAUCAGCGGCGGCAUCCUCAUGUAUACCGCCCUCGUUGAGCUGGUGGCGCAUGAGUUCAUGUUCAACCCGGAAAUGCGGAAGGCGGGACUGGGGAUGCAGCUCUCCGCGUACAUGUGCGUUGCCUUCGGAGUCGGGCUAAUGGCGCUUCUGGCCAAGUGGGCCUAA